Messenger RNA from Linum trigynum, 336 nucleotides. NCBI's taxonomy places the organism in Eukaryota, Viridiplantae, Streptophyta, Magnoliopsida, Malpighiales, Linaceae. The record is from the annotation of a GenBank genome assembly.
AUGAAAAGUUGCCUAACUUCUGCUGCAAUUGUGGCAUCCUGGGCCAUUUUGAAGAAAAUAUGCAAGGAAGAACUUAUUCAAGAAGAAGAAGUACAGUACGGGAGAUGGCUGAGAGCUAUGUCGCCAGUUAAGCGGGUCAAGUUCAGAGGAGGAUCUGAAGUAGGGACGUUGACGACGCUGUGGAUGGAAGCGAAGCUAAAGAGGUCCGAUAACAGUUCCGAUGAAUGGAUGGCGAGUCGGGUAACUCCUGAGAUGACGGUUCAACUGCCUUCUGGGGCACCUCGAAGGAAGUUAUUCGAUUUUAUUAAACCGGGGGCCGAGACAAAAAAAAAGUGA